AUGAAGCCACAGCGGUUACUUCUCGUCGCCCACUUGGCUACACUGCUCGUCGAAGGCAUGGUGAAAUACGAAAGGGCCAACGCCCCGUUUAGUAAAGCGCACAUUCAGAGGUGCAUUUCAGGAGGGCAACUCUUCCUUAGCAACACUCAUAUAACCAAGCAAAUGAGAAGAAAAAAAAAUAUACAAGUCCACACGCAAACAGCUAACGUAGAAAUUUCAAACCAAGAGGAUAUGAGCAGUCUAAACAAGAAGGACAAAAUAUCAUUCACAAAAACCAAACAAAUAGCUACGAUCGGGCCCGCAACGGAGAAUUUUGAACAACUGGAAAAGCUGUACCUUAGCGGAAUUGAUGUCUUCAGGUUAAAUUUCUCGCAUGGUUUGAAAAGCAUUAAAAAAUACAUAAUAAAUUCCUUGCGAAUUAUAGAGAAAAAAUAUAAUACUUCUAUUGGCAUUUUAGGAGAUAUCCAAGGGCCAAAAAUACGAAUAGGGGAAUUUGAAAAAAGUGAAAAAAAUGCAAUGGAGAAAAAUACCUUCGUCGAAUUGAAAGAGGGAGAUAUUUUUUCCUUCGACUUGAUAGACAUGCCUGGAAAUGAAAAAAGGGUGCAACUGAACUAUCCCGAAUUGUUAAAAAAUGUAAAAAGUGGACAAAUGAUAUUACUAGAUGAUGGAAACUUAAAAAUGAAGGUCAUCGAAAAUCAGUUCGAAGAAUCCAAUAUGCAAAAUAACUCCCUUAAAGUAAAGGUAAUUACAGGGGGAAAAUUGUACAGCAAGAAGGGCUUCUGUAUUCCUAAUAUGAUCAUGCCUAUUGAAGUUUUAAAUGAAAAAGAUAUUAAGGAUAUCUUGUUUUGUAUUAACGAAGGGGUAGACUUCUUAGGUUAUUCCUUUGUUCAAACAAAGUAUGACUUAAUUUUUUUAAAAACUAUUAUCAAGGAUUAUUACGAAAGCGAUUUCUUUCAGAACAAGGUAAAAAAAGAUAGACUUAUUUACGACGAGAAGAAGCUUCAAAUGAAGGAAUACGAUGAUCCCAACGACUUCUACAUAAAGGAGGUAGAGGAUUAUUAUCAACAUUAUUACUUGAAGAAUUAUGAAAAGUAUAAAAAAAUUUAUGAUGUAUACAAAAAUCAAGAUUUGCAGGUAGAUGCUGACAAAGCGGAAAAUCAGCUAGAAAGCGAUGGCGCAUAUCAAAAUAGUUUUGAUAAUGGUAACACGGAAAUUACUGACAUUAAGGCUGACAUUAAGACUGACAUUAAGACUGAAAUUAAGACUGACAUUGGGAAUCCCCCCCCAAGUGACAAUACCAAAAACAUAUUUAUCGUGUCGAAAAUUGAAAAACCAUCCGCAGUGAAAAACAUAGAAAGCAUUAUUAAUCUGUCUGAUGCUAUUAUGAUUGCCAGAGGAGACCUUGGAAUUGAAACCAACUUAUCCAACUUACCAAUUUUACAAAAAAAAAUUAUCAAUCUGUGUAGAAUCAAAUAUAACAAACCGGUGAUCGUGGCAACACAAAUGAUGGAAAGUAUGAGAUUCUUACCCUCACCCACCAGAGCAGAAGUGGCAGAUGUUGCAACAGCUCUCUACGAUGGAUCCGACUGCGUUAUGCUCUCAGCGGAAACAGCCACCGGCCAAUACCCCAUCCUCACGACCUCCACACAAAACAGUGUCAUUAGAGACGUAGAAAAUGAUUACUACUAUUAUGAAUACACACAAAGGAAAAAUAAUAAUCUGGUGAAAUGUGCACAUGAUAUGAGUGCCUCCCCCUCCUGUAAAGGAAAUUCGCAUUUUGAAAAACUGAUUUACAGCAUAAGAGAUUUAAGCAAUAACAUAAAUUUAAAAUCCAUAAUUUUAUUUUCGAAUGAAUUUGAAAAAAUACAAAAGCUUAGCAACCUACGAACAAAAGCACCCAUCAUUGUCAUAACAGAAAAUGUUGCCUUAGCUAGAAAGCUACAACUCACUUGGGGCGUCUACCCCUAUAUCUCUAAUUUAACUGACUCAAACAAAAAUGAUUUGCUAACCCUUAUUAAUUAUGGGUGUAAGGUUUCCAGGGAGGAGGGGUUCGUCAAGGCGCCGGAGGAAUAUUCCCUUGUCACCUUUACAAAAAAUAUUAACAACUCGUCAAAUUUGCUUUACCUCUGCCAACCGUGUUUGACUACAUAA
Molecule: messenger RNA, 2151 nt
Organism: Plasmodium knowlesi strain H
Lineage: Eukaryota; Apicomplexa; Aconoidasida; Haemosporida; Plasmodiidae
Product: pyruvate kinase. pyruvate kinase
Exons: 1
Coding region: 1-2151 (716 amino acids)
Biological process (GO): glycolytic process
Cellular component (GO): cytoplasm
Molecular function (GO): pyruvate kinase activity; magnesium ion binding; potassium ion binding
Source: RefSeq, a predicted model, not a curated record